GGAAGAGGAGAAAGAAGAAGAAGAGAUGACAGGAGAUCUGAUUAACGACGGAGAGAGACCAGACUCUCCAUCUGACAGCAGAAAGAGUCCUUCAGGGGAACCAGACACUGAGACGCCCAAUCCAGCGAUGCAACACCACUGCUCCCAGUGUAAUAUGAGUUUUAAGUGGUUAUGGAAGCUAAAAGAGCAUGAAAGGAAACACACAGGAGAAAAGCCCUUCCAAUGCUCCCAGUGUGGAAAUAGAUUCUCACGAUCACAUGACCUAAAAUCACAUGAGAGGACACACACAGGGGAAAAACCACACAAUUGCUCACAGUGUGGAAAGCUUUUUUCCCAUUUAGGGAACCUGAACAAACAUAAGAGAAUACACUCUGGAGAGAAGCCUUACCCCUGUUCCCAUUGUGGAAAGAAUUUUAGGUUGUCAGGUAACCUGAAAACGCAUGAGAGGACACACACAGGGGAGAAACCUUACCAUUGCUCCCUGUGUGGUAAGGAUUUUACCAAGUUAGGGAACCUGAAAGAUCACGAGAAGAAACACACAGGAGAAAAGCCUUACCACUGCUCCAAUUGUGGAAAGAGAUUUUCAACAUCAUCAGACUUAAGAAAGCAUGAGAUGACGCACACCGGGGAGAAAUCUUACCAUUGCUCUCAGUGUGGAAAUAGUUUCUUACGAUCACAUGACCUGAGAUCACAUGAGCGGACACACACAGGGGAAAAACCACACAGUUGUUCCCAGUGUGGAAAGUGUUUUUUGCAUUUAGGGAACCUGAACAAACAUAAGAAAAUACACUCUGGGGAGAAGCCUUACCCCUGUUCCCAUUGUGGAAAAUUCUUUAGGUCGUUAGAUAACAUGAGGGAGCAUGAGAAGACACACGCGGGGAAGAAGCUUUACCAUUGCGCCUUGUGCGGAAAGAGAUAUUCACGAUCACAUGACCUAAAAUCACAUAAAAGGAAACACACGGGGGAAGAAAACACACAAUUACACACACAGGGGAAAAACCACACAGUUGGUCCGAGUGUGGAAAGAAUCACACGCAGUUAGAGAACCGUUCCCGUUGUGGAACUAUAUUUUCCCGAUCACAUGACCUAAAUUCACAUCACAUCUAACCAAGCUAUAUUUAUUCAGCACAUGUCAGACAUGGAGUGGAACACAAUGGGCUUCACAGGAAAAAACUAUGAAAACAAAAACUGAAAUAUUUACUACACAAGAAACAGAAGAGGAUAUAAAAAAAACUAAAGAUGAACAAUAAAAAACAUUUGUGCCCAGCUGUGGAUAAAACACUGCUAGCAUUUGUCUGCUCCAUUUUCAUGAUGGCUAGCAGCUAAUUGCUACUUAACAGGAAUCCAGGACACAAACUUGCGGUGUCAGCCGUAAAGGCUGUCUGCAUUGCGGAACCAAUAGCAAUUAUUUAUAAUUUUCUUGUGGAGUAUUACAACAUACAAUCUACCUGCAGUGAAGCCGUUCAACAUUUACAUUACAUUCAGUCAUCUAGCAGACUCCCGUCCAGAGUGACCCACAGGAGCAACCAGGGUCAAGCGCCCAAAGGGAUGUCGACAGAUCUCCCAACAAGCCAAAUCGAGGACUCAAACCAUUUAUAUAUAUAUAUAUUUUGUGAAAUGAAUACCAAGUAUGUCUACUUCACCAUCAGCCCAUUUUACAGGUAAACUACAGGAUCAUGUAAAAGCUGUUUUUUGUAAAGGUCCAAUACGUAAUAUUGUAGACUUGUCAUAAUUAGGAGUCCAGAAAAGUUAUCUUCAAUGAGACAGUGAGACAGCUUGAGGACUUAAUAUAAAACUUGAGUCAUCGGACACCUUUUUGUUUUUUAAGCCUCUAUUGUUGUUGUUAUGAUGUCAUGAUUUAUGAUGUUAGAGCCGAUUUGGACAUGUUGGUAUAAAAAACAGAACAUCCAAGAGCUCCAUGUAUGUGUGUGUAAAUAUAUGAAAUAUUAAUGUAUAUGGUGUAUUAGUAUUAGGUACCUUUUAUGAUUUACAUUUGUCUGAUUGAGAUAUGUUCCUUUAUUAUUGUAACUUAGUGUUUGGCUCCUCCCCCUCCCCUCUCGCCCAUUCAUUGUACUGUGGUAAGUGUGUUAGUGAUAGGAUAAAGGCAGGAAGUUGGGACUUCGGGGUGAGGGGAGUCCUAGCUAGACGCGGGUGCGGUAUAGUCUUUUCACCAUACAGACAUAUGAACAGGCCGUUUUUAUGUAUUUUUCACAUCAAGUAAAUCUAUGCUUUUAAGUUGAUUGGAGAAUCAUUUAUUUGUUGGAUAUAAGAAGAAUAAACCUUUUUUUGUUGCACCAUA
Molecule: messenger RNA, 2299 nt
Organism: Oncorhynchus mykiss (rainbow trout)
Lineage: Eukaryota; Metazoa; Chordata; Actinopteri; Salmoniformes; Salmonidae
Source: RefSeq, a predicted model, not a curated record